Molecule: messenger RNA, 1722 nt
Organism: Exophiala mesophila
Lineage: Eukaryota; Fungi; Ascomycota; Eurotiomycetes; Chaetothyriales; Herpotrichiellaceae
Exons: 3
Coding region: 1-1722 (573 amino acids)
Molecular function (GO): heme binding; iron ion binding; oxidoreductase activity, acting on paired donors, with incorporation or reduction of molecular oxygen
Source: RefSeq, a predicted model, not a curated record
AUGCUGAUAACGCCCGGCUACCACCCUCUCAACCCACACUUCACAUAUGGGCGGAUUAGCGUGGCCGAGAAGAGUGCAUGGGGCUCUACCGAUCUCCUAUACUCAUACGAACGGCCCUUUAUAUGGUGCAUGAGGGAUAGGACUUGCUUGUAUGACGCUCGAAUUCCCUUGAACGAUACCUACAUCUCAUCGAGAAUAGCAAUGGCAGCCGUUUUGUUCGGGUCACGCCCGAUAGUGCUUGCACUCCUCUGCGCAGUCGCAUCCCUCGCAGCCAUUGUGUUGUAUCGGCUUUUCUUUGCGCCGUUGUCGAAAUUUCCUGGCCCCAAAAUCACCGCAGUGACUCAGCUAUGGAUGAUGUACCACGAAUUCAAAGGUGACAGAACAGUUCUAGUCGAUAAACUCCAUUCUCGCUAUGGGCCAGUGGUGCGACUGUCGCCGGAUGAAGUCUCGUUCAACAGCUACGAUAGCUUGAAGGAGAUUUAUGGCAUCAAGUCGACUUUCUCGAAGAGCUCGUUUUACGACCUGUUCGUGUACUACAACACGCGGAACACAUUCACCAGUCUAGACAAGCUAAACCACUCGGCCAAGAAGAGGCUUGUUGCAGAUCGAUACACCAAGAGCUAUGUGAUGCAGCCGUCCGUAGCUAACAAAGUCCGCGAGCACGCUUCGGCUUUUAUGAAGCAAGUGACUGUCCAAGGACCCGUUCUCGAUGUUUACACUUGGCUACACUACUACGCACUUGACGCGAUCACCAAUCAUCUUUAUGGCAUCUACGGCACACAGACAUUGUCGACUCCAGAACACCGAGGGAUCGUUUACGAUCUCUCCGGCGUCAAGCACCGCACACGUCUGUACAUGCUACACUACUUCGGCUGGAUGAUGUCGCUCAAGUCGCAGAUGACGUUUAUCAUGCGCAAGCUCAGCGGUCACAGCACGGCAUUCCACGUCCGCGGCAGCCGGCUAAACGACUACGGUGAAAACAGCGUCUCAGCCUUCCGUCGCGAUCAAGCCAACAAAGACACCGUCUCAGCGUGCGCGAAGCUCUUCCGGGAGAUCCCUAACAAUGAGCCCGCCAUCGCUGCCGAGUGCAUGGACCACCUGGUCGCAGGCGUCGACACGACCGGCGACGCCAUGUGCAUCCUGAUGUGGCGCAUCUCGACGCCCGAGUACGCACACGUACAAGACACGCUCUUCGCUGAACUUUCGAGCAUCAAAGACGCCUUCGAUCCCGUGACGCGAACCGCGCCCAUCGCCAUGCUCGACAGACUCCCAUAUCUCGACGCUGUGAUCCACGAGGCCAUGCGCUGGAGGCCACCAGUGCCAAUGACGCUGUUCCGCAUCGUACCUCCCACGGGCGCCGUGAUCGCUGGCCAUGCCGUGUCUGCCGGGACGACCGUCGGGUGCCAGUCGUACAGUCUGCACCGGGUGAAAGAAGUCUUCCCGAACCCGGACCUCUUCGACCCUGCAAGAUGGUUGACGGAGGACGCCGCGCAUCUGGCGGCCAUGCGCAACUACUUCUGGCCCUUCAGCUCUGGCGGGCGCAUGUGCUUGGGCCACAAUCUCGCCAUGGUCGAGAUGAAGCUGAUCGUUGCCGCAGUGUACAUGCACUACACGACGCGGCUAACGCCUGGGGUCACCGAGGAGUCUAUGCGCAUGGACGACCAGCUGACUAGUGGAGUGCCGUAUGCGCUGAGCUGUCCGUUGGAAUUUGUGGCGCGGUGA